Molecule: messenger RNA, 1030 nt
Organism: Colius striatus (speckled mousebird)
Lineage: Eukaryota; Metazoa; Chordata; Aves; Coliiformes; Coliidae
Gene: CNTD1
Product: cyclin N-terminal domain containing 1
Exons: 7
Coding region: 56-1030 (324 amino acids)
Biological process (GO): reciprocal meiotic recombination
Cellular component (GO): site of double-strand break
Source: RefSeq, a predicted model, not a curated record
GGCCCUUUCCCGCCUUUGAGGUGAUUGCAGUCCUGAGGCUGCUGAGGAGCGGCGAAUGGCGUCAUGGGAGCCGUCCGGGGGCUGCGAUCCGGGCCCAGCCUUUGGUGUGGUCGCGCCUGAGGUUAUUGAGGACACGCUGAUUGAUUUGGCCACGGAAAAUGAGCACUACCUGAGCGAGCUGUCGGAGCAUGCGGGGUGCUUCAAAGAGACAGAGAUAGUGGAAUUUAUAUUCCUUUUGUCUGAGAAGUGGCACUUGGAUCAGUCGUCAAAGUACCAGGCAGUGGAGUUAUUUGAAAGGUUUAUGAUCAAACAAGUAGAACAAAUGUAUAAGUCAUCCAGAGACAAGGCUAAAAGUUGUGAACCAAGACAAGGGAGCAGCUGGAGCUCUCUGAAAGACCAGAUCUACAACACGUUUGUCCUGAGGCUUGUGUCGUGUGUUCAGCUUGCGAGCAAACUCUCCUUACACUACAACAGAGUUAACAGUGACACAGCUUUAAAAUUUCUGCAGUCCUUGAAAUACUCCUACACUAAACAGGAGCUGCUGGAGUCAGAGCUCACUGUUUUAGAAACUCUGCAAUUCCAGACCAAUGUGUCAACUCCUUUAGCUUAUGUGGAGCUACUUCUGGAAGUCUUAGGACACAACAGAUGCCUGCUUCCUGCAAAACCCUUAUACCAGAUGUGUGUGGAGCUACUGGACUUUUCCUACCUCACCAGAAAUACCAUCUACAACACUCUAUUGAAGAUUGCUGUUGAAAAUUCCACACCCAGCAAACUGCAGGUAGCAAAGUUUUUGACAGUAAAGGAAGAUUCCAUGCUGUUGGCUGUUGGAAUCAUCAGCACAAGUUGUGAAGCAUUUAAACUGUAUCACUGGCAUUACUUCACAAAGUACCUUCGAAUUUUCUUACGCAGUACUGAAACACAUCAUAGGCAGCACCACUCCCAAGCAGCGCUGAGCAGCUCCAGAGAACAGGAUUAUGCCUCCCAAACACAAUUAUCUCCUGCAGCCAGCAGCCAGCAGUUAGCCUGCUGA